AUGAAGUGGUCUUUUGUGUGCACCAAGUCUGGUUCCUCUGGUGUCACCGCUAUGAAGAAAGUGGGUCAACAGCUCUGGCUGGAGGUAGGGCUGAACUCUGUGAAGGUUUUCCAGGCAGCUGCAGACUUGAAACAGUUCUGUCUGGAGAAUGCUCAAUAUGACCCCCUGCUGACUGGAGUAUCUUCAACUACCAAUCCCUUCAGACUCCAGAAAGUCUGUUCCUUUUUGUAG
Molecule: messenger RNA, 231 nt
Organism: Phyllostomus hastatus (greater spear-nosed bat)
Lineage: Eukaryota; Metazoa; Chordata; Mammalia; Chiroptera; Phyllostomidae
Product: guanine nucleotide-binding protein G(I)/G(S)/G(O) subunit gamma-5-like
Exons: 2
Coding region: 1-231 (76 amino acids)
Biological process (GO): G protein-coupled receptor signaling pathway
Cellular component (GO): heterotrimeric G-protein complex
Molecular function (GO): G-protein beta-subunit binding
Source: RefSeq, a predicted model, not a curated record